Paramormyrops kingsleyae is the source of this 2863-nucleotide messenger RNA. RefSeq names its product mutS homolog 5 (gene msh5). The record is from RefSeq and is a predicted model, not a curated record. Gene Ontology annotation, molecular function: ATP-dependent DNA damage sensor activity; ATP binding; mismatched DNA binding. Gene Ontology annotation, biological process: chiasma assembly; mismatch repair. Gene Ontology annotation, cellular component: nucleus. NCBI's taxonomy places the organism in Eukaryota, Metazoa, Chordata, Actinopteri, Osteoglossiformes, Mormyridae.
UGCCCAUCAGUGCGGGAUGGCACAGUCUAGUGAGGAUCCUGAAGGAGGGGGCAUGGGCGCCAGGCCAGGGAACCUUCCGGAAGAUGAGGAGGAGGAGUCCUACGAGGUAUACCUGAGUGUACUGGUUCACCAUGGACAGGUGGGGCUCAGCUUUUAUGACAGUAAGGACUACAACUUACACUACAUGAUGGACACUGUGGAUGAUCACAACCUGCAGCUUUUAGACAGAGUUGUGCAGGAGGUCAGCCCUAGUGUGCUCAUUACCAGUGCCAAACAGGAGCACAGCAUGGCCAAGUUUAUUAAGGCCAUUGAGAGAAAGUCAUACAACAAGCCAGAGAUUGUCCUGUAUCCUAAUGUUGAUUUCGGAGUGCAGGUCACCAAACAGAGACUGCUCUCAGCCCACCUGCCCUUCCUUCCUUCUUCCAUCACAGAGACAGAGAGAAUCCCCUACCUUUCCUCCUGCCUUCCCUUUGACUGCACUCUCAUGAUGCGGUCUUUGGGGGCUCUGCUGAAAUGCCUAGACAGGCGUAGGGUCGGGGUUGAGCUUGAGGACAGCAGCGUGGGAGUUCCGAUUUUUCAUUUCCUCCCAUACACACUGAAAGAUGUGGUAUUUGUAGACAGAGACACUUACAGUGUCCUCCAGGUUUUCAAACUGGAGCUGCACCCCUCUGUGUACAAGCUGCAGUCGGGAGAGAAAGAAGGUCUCAGUCUCUAUGGGAUUUUAAAUCGUUGCAGGUCUAAGUUUGGCUCCAGAUUGCUCCGCCAGUGGUUCCUGAGGCCCUCCAGAGACCUGAGCGUACUGAGCAGGAGGCAGGAGGUGGUGCGCUUCUUCAGCUCCCCGCGCAGUGCGGACACGCUGAGCACGCUGCAGGGCUGCCUGCGCAACAUCAGGAGCAUCCCGACAUUAUUAUAUAGAAUGUCCCUGUCUCACACUAAAGUCAGUGAUUGGCAGAGCCUCUACAAGACAGUUUACAGUGCAGUGUGUAUUAGAGACACGGUCCGCUCCUUGCCGCAAUCUGUGCAGCUAUUUCGGGAGAUCAGCGAGAGCUUUACCGAGGAUUUAUAUUGCAUCGCCUCCCUUAUUAGCAAAGUGGUCGACUUUGAGGGCAGUCUAGCCGAAAAUCGUUUCACUGUCAAACCCAACGUAGACCCCGAAAUUGAUGAGAAGAAGAGAAGGAUGAUGGGUCUGUCUGACUUCCUGACGCAAGUAGCUCGCAAAGAGCUGGAAAACCUGGAUUCACGGAUCCCGUCCUGCAGUGUCAUCUACAUCCCUCUGAUUGGGUUUCUGCUGUCUGUCCCUCGUUUGCCCAGCAUGAUUGAAAAAGAGGACUUUCAGAUUGAGGGACUUGAUUUCAUGUUCUUGUCAGAGGAGCGUCUGCACUACCGCAGUGAGAGAACCAAAGAACUAGACAGAAUGCUGGGAGACCUGCACUGUGAUAUCAGAGACAUGGAGACCGCAGUCAUGACGCAGCUGCAGGCCACAGUGCUCCAGCGCAGCAGCUGUCUCUACCAGGUCCUGCAGUUGAGUGCGGAGCUGGACUGCUUGAUGGCUUUGGCCCAGGUCUCUCAGGAGAAUGGCUAUUGCUCCCCGUUGCUGUCUCCUCACUCAUGUUUAAACCUCAAACAGGCCAGGCACCCCCUGCUGGAGCUGUGCUCCGCUGUGUUUGUUCCUAAUCCUCUGUCCAGUUCAGAGAGAGAGGGCAAAGUAAAGGUCCUGACUGGACCAAACUCUUCAGGAAAGAGCAUCUACCUCAAACAGGUUGGCCUGAUUGUGUUCAUGGCACUGAUUGGCUCUGAUGUGCCAGCGAAAGAGGCAGAGGUCGGAUUGGUCGACUGCAUUUUCACACGGAUGCAAAGCCGUGAAUCCGUGUCUGUAGGGAUGAGCACCUUCAUGAUUGACUUAAAUCAGAUGGCCUAUGCACUGAACAACAGCACAGGAAGCUCUUUGGUGCUGAUUGAUGAAUUUGGCAAAGGGACCAACACGGUGGAUGGCCUGUCUCUCCUGGCGUCUUGUGUCAACUUCUGGUUACAGAAACCUCCCACUCAGUGUCCACAUAUCCUGCUGGCUACCAAUUUUCACAGCCUGGUUCAGCUGGGCCUGCUAGCACCCUCCCCUCAGCUCUCCCUGCUGACCCUGGAAACUGCUAUAGAUGGAGAGGACUUGGUUUUCCUGUACCAGCUAAAAGAAGGUAUUUGCCAGUCCAGUUACGCUGCCAACAUCGCUACCCUGGCUGGGCUGCCGCACGCUGUAGUACAGAGAGGAGUGGAGGUGUCUGAGCUGUACAGGGCAGGCAAGCCUAUUAAACGCAUUGAUCGGCCGUCAACGGCAGAGCAAACUAAAAGGUGUUUGAGUCUUGUGGAAAGAUUCCUGAGCCUGGAUCUGGAGGAGCCAUCAGUGAACGUACAGUCAUACAUGGAGGAGCUACAGGCAACUGGAGAGCUUCUGUAGCACAAGUUUGAACAGUCAAGUGCAGUUUUAGCCACAAGCAUGGAAGUCAAUCAUAAGUUUCCGUAGCAAGAGGGAAUGACCGUUGUAUUGUACAGCUUCUACACUGAAUUUGAAGUACUGUAGCAGACAUCCUGCUAUGUACACAGUAGCCUGCCACUUUAUUUUACUUCCUGUUGUAGAGUUACUGAUGGGAUGCACUAUAACCAGGAUUAACUAGUAUUGGCAUUAGUUUAGUACUUCUGCAUUUUUACCGGCACCGAGUCAGGCUUUAACAUGCAGGCUAGUUGUUGCAUAGAAGUCACCAUGUUACUGGCCAUGGAUUAGUCAAGUGUUGCUGCCACCAAUAUUUAGACACCUUUUGAAUUACAGGCAACAUUUAUUCAGAAAAAACAUUAAAUACAAUAGAUAAGAGCA